Salvelinus fontinalis (brook trout) is the source of this 750-nucleotide messenger RNA. Its product is annotated as N6-adenosine-methyltransferase non-catalytic subunit-like. The coding region runs from base 85 to 750 and encodes 221 amino acids. Lineage: Eukaryota; Metazoa; Chordata; Actinopteri; Salmoniformes; Salmonidae. The transcript has 7 exons. Gene Ontology annotation, molecular function: mRNA binding. Gene Ontology annotation, cellular component: RNA N6-methyladenosine methyltransferase complex; nucleus. The record is from RefSeq and is a predicted model, not a curated record.
UUUUCGACCCCCCGCCAGAGAAAACAGUUUUAAGCAUUUUGUGAACUAACGAAAUACUUUAUUAAACUAAUCACCGAUAAAGAAAUGAAUAGUCGCCUACAGGAGAUACGGGAAAAGCAGAAGCUGCGACGCCAGCUUCUAGCUCAACAGUUGGGAGCAGAGAGUGCGGACAGUAUUGGCGCCGUUCUGAACAGCAAAGACGAACUGAAGGAGAUUGAGGAGACCAGAGAGACAUGCAGGGCAUCGUUCGAUACUGCCGGGCCGAGCUCCAAGAGGAAGCUUCAGGUGGAGGGAGAGGACACAGAGGAGGACGUUGAGGAGCAGAAGGAAGAGUUGGAGGUGCAGCCACCAGAUGAGAGCAACCCUUAUGAAGAGGUCUACAAGGACUCUACCACCUUCCUCAAGGGUACCCAGAGUCUGAACCCCCAUAAUGAUUACUGUCAACACUUUGUCGACACCGGACAUCGACCACAGGACUUCAUCAGAGACGUCGGUCUGGCUGACAGGUUUGAAGAGUAUCCUAAACUCAGAGAGCUGAUCAGACUGAAGGAUGAGCUGAUCUCAACCACCAACACCCCCCCCAUGUAUCUGCAGGCCGACCCAGAGCACUUUGACCUGCGUGACCUGAAGACUAAGUUUGAUGUGAUCCUGCUGGAGCCUCCGUUGGAGGAAUACUACAGGGAGUCAGGAAUACCUCACACAGAACGCUACUGGAACUGGGACGAUGUGAGUUACUGGGGGGGGGGUUAG